This is a messenger RNA of Medicago truncatula (barrel medic), 1874 nucleotides long. RefSeq names its product NAC domain-containing protein 71. The coding region runs from base 466 to 1473 and encodes 335 amino acids. Gene Ontology annotation, biological process: regulation of DNA-templated transcription. Lineage: Eukaryota; Viridiplantae; Streptophyta; Magnoliopsida; Fabales; Fabaceae. The transcript is spliced from 4 exons. The record is from RefSeq and is a predicted model, not a curated record. Gene Ontology annotation, molecular function: DNA binding.
UUCUUUCCCUCCACUCUCUCUUCUUUUCUCUCAACCAUUCACCACUUUCUCUUUGGUUUAUUUUAACUUCUUGGCCUUUGUAAAGCCUUCACUUUUGCAAAUUCUUUCUAUGUUUUUCUUGGAGUAGAAAGUUUCAAGUUUCUUAGUUGAGUAUAGUUAGUGUGUUAUAUUCCUAAGUUUGGUACAUUUUUUCCUUUGGGGUGGAGAUAGGUUCAUAAUAAGAGCAACAGAAUUUGUUUUAAUACAAUGAUUCUGGAGCAUAAUGGAUGCACACCGUUGAAGUGUCAUUUAACUCUUGAUAAAAAUUAUAUUGUAGACAAGAGUUUUUAUUUUUGGAUUUUUCAGAUUAUGGAUAGGUAUAGUACUCUUGGUACUUAGCACAUUGCCCUAAAUAUUUUCAGUUUUAUUUUUGUCUAUUUUUUGUGCUUUAAUAAUUAAUAGUAGUAAGGAACAUAGAGAUAUAGAAUGGGAGGAGCUUCACUGCCUCCGGGUUUUCGUUUCCAUCCAACCGAUGAAGAGUUGAUAGGAUAUUACCUAAAAAGAAAAGUUGAAGGGCUUGAAAUUGAGCUUGAAGUUAUACCUGUUAUUGAUUUCUACAAAUUUGAUCCUUGGGAAUUACCUGAGAAAUCUUUCCUACCAAAAAGAGACAUGGAAUGGUUUUUCUUCUGUCCGCGGGAUCGCAAGUACCCAAAUGGUUCAAGGACAAAUAGAGCCACGAAAGCUGGCUACUGGAAAGCCACUGGAAAAGACAGGAAGGUUGUUUGUGAGCCUAGUCCAUUCAUUUCCACAGAGACUGUCACAGGUUACCGCAAGACCCUAGUUUUCUACUGUGGAAGAGCUCCUUUAGGUGAUCGAACCAACUGGGUCAUGCAUGAAUAUCGCCUCAACGAUGAUCCUAGCCAAGGCUCGGAGGGUGCUUUUGCUUUGUGCCGAGUUAUUAAAAAGAAUGAGAAGGCAAAUGAUUCCGAAGGACAAGGAGGAAAGAGGGUUAGAGCUAAUGAUGGGAGCAAUUCCAUUUCAACCAAUGGGAAUGAGGUUUCUUGUGAGGCAAGUCAACUAUUAAGUGGCAGUGAGAGUCAUUAUUCAAGUCCUAUUAACUUCCAAUGCAAUGUCCCUCCUAUGGCUGCAUUUGACCAAGCUUCCUAUGAUACCAAUCCUACAACAUUCUGGCUGUCCCCUGACAUGAUUCUUGAUUCUUCAAAGGACUAUUCUCAAGGGCAAUUACAAGAUGUUGUUGGAUGUUUUCAACAGCAACGCGAGUUAUCAAGUACAAUGACACCUUGGCAAUCAUUUCAACAUACUGAAAUUUCACCUUGUUCAUCCUACUCAAAUUUUAAUGCGGAAAUUGAAUUUCCUGACACUCUUAGCCAAAUUGGUUGCAUGUCACCUUACUCAGGACAAGGAAGUUUCAUGGACUUGCCUUAUGAAUGUUAUGAUCAGAUUUAUUCAUUCAGUAAUCCAAAUCAAUUCUGAAAACAAAGAAGGAAUAGGAAAAACAUAUUCUCCUUCUUUUCUUGUAAUGCAAGUUACAAGAUGUUUCAGUGGGGAUCAAGCUUCAAUUUUCAGUUAAACAAAAGAUGUGAAUGGUUUCGUGCAAGAAGACUACAUACAUGGAUUUCUGAGACAGCGCCUUUUAAUGUCUGUCUUUGAGUGAUAAAUAUUGAUUAAUGAGUGCAAGUGCCUUCAUAUGCAACCAAACAGAAACUAUUCUGUUCUUGAACUGCUUUAGACUUAGUUUAUUUGUUAUUUAUUAUGUUGUGUAGGUUUCCCGGAUGAUAUCACUUUUAUAGAUUUCAUCCGAAUUUGGUUUAUAUCGGUCAUUGUAUGUGUGGUUUCAUAAAAAUAGCUUAUAUAAUGGAUGAGGAUUUAUUAUA